UGCGUACAUUAUCCGGAAGUUCCUAAAGAAAAUGGCGAUGGUUUUCGGAAAUCAUGUGAAGUAGAUAAAAACCUUAGGUUACAAGGAUAAAUGAAAAAGAUGAAGAAAAUAUAGUUGCAGGAUUGCAUGUUUUCGCGUAGUAGAAUAUAGAAUCUAAUUUGAUUCUGAAUGGACCGAGGGUUUUAGGCGUUAUCCCUAUUCAUCAAAAUGUGACAUCGUAAAUUCACUUUGCCCUUGAAAAGUUGUAGAAUAUAUUUAUUGUUAUUAUCAAACGUUCUUCAUCAUUCAUCAUGGGAUCAAGAAGAGACGUGAGAAUAUUACUCGUGGGAGAUGCUGGGGUUGGCAAAACAUCCUUGAUAUUGUCACUUGUAAGUGAAGAGUUUGCUGAAGAUGUACCAUCCCGGGCAGAGGAGAUCACCAUCCCAGCUGAUGUAACACCAGAACACGUACCUACGCACAUCGUAGACUACUCAGCUCAAGAACAAGAUGAAAAUGUGCUUCAAGAAGAAAUUCUUAAGGCGAGUGUCAUCUGUGUGGUGUAUUCUGUCACAGACGAGGAUUCCAUUCAGAGGUUGACCAUGUUCUGGCUGCCGUUACUGCGUGCAAGUCUGGGGGAUGAGCACCGAACCCCAGUCAUUCUUGUGGGGAACAAAGUUGACCUAGCAGACUUUCCAUCUCUAGAGACAAUUCUUCCCAUCAUGAACGACUUUGCAGAAGUGGAAACAUGUGUUGAAUGUUCUGCACGGACUUUGAAAAACAUCAGCGAAGUGUUCUACUAUGCCCAGAAGGCAGUCCUACAUCCCACAGCCCCUGUAUAUAACCCUGAAGAGAAAGAGUUGACGCCUGGUUGCAGGAAGGCUUUAACAAGAAUUUUCAGAAUUUGUGAUUUGGACAAUGAUAACAACCUGAAUGAUCAAGAAGUGAACGCCUUUCAGCAAAAAUGUUUCAAUGCACCUUUACACCCGCAAGCAUUAGAGGAUGUGAAGGCUAUCGUCAGUCGGCACACCAGCGAGGGCAUUUGUGAUGAUGGCAUUUCACUAAAAGGGUUUUUGUUUCUGCAUACACUAUUCAUACAGAAGGGAAGACAUGAAACGACAUGGACGGUGCUACGCAAGUUUGGAUAUGACGACAACCUGCAGUUAACGAAAGACUUCAUUGCGCCUAGGUUGCAAGUGGGACCAGGAAGUACAACUGAGCUGACACACCAAGGAUAUUCUUUUCUCACGAACCUCUUUGACAAGUAUGAUGAGGAUUGUGAUGGCUGCCUGAACCCAACCGAGCUGCAGAAUCUGUUCAGCACCUGCCCCAUCAUGCCGUGGGGGCCCGACGUCAACAACACCGUGUGCACCAACAGUGAGGGCUGGAUCGCCCUGCAGGGAUACCUCGCACAGUGGACAUUAACAACAUUACUAGAUGUUCCAAGGACUUUAGAAUAUCUUGGACACCUUGGCUACCAUUACCACCAUGAAACUCAGCUAUCAGCUAUACAAGUGACACGAGACAAGAAGAUCGACUUAGAAAAGAGACAAACAACAAGAAAUGUAUUUCGAUGUCAUGUAUUGGGUUCCAAGAAUGUUGGGAAGACGUCAUUACUGCAAGGGCUGUUGAGUCGGAACCUGAGGUAUGUGGCCACUCUGAACAAACACUUGCUGUCCAGCUUCACCAUGAACACAGUGCAGGUGUACGGACAAGAGAAGUACCUCAUGCUCCAUGAAGUAGAUGUUGCCAUGUGUGAGAUGUUGACGCCGACGGAGCUAGACUGUGAUGUGGCAUGUCUCGUGUAUGAUGUCACCAAUCCACGGUCGUUUGAAUUCUGUGCUAGAAUGUACUUGAAACAUUUCAUCGACAGUAAGAUCCCCACCCUGAUAGUGGCGUGUAAGGCUGAGCAUCCUGAGGUUCGCCAGGACUAUGAGUUCACCCCAGCCCAGUUCUGUAGCCGCUACAAGUUACCUCCACCUCAAUAUUUCACCUGCAUCGACAAAGUCAACUGGGAUGUUUAUGUCAAACUUGCAACUAUGGCUGCAUAUCCCAAUCUGAAACGUCUAGUACACAUGCUGUUGGUCCAUCAGAAGUCUCUCUGGCUGGAGGAGAAGUUCAGACACCUGAAGGGCCUCUACACUGACGAGAACAAGGUGUACAUCAGGCUAGGGAUUGGCCUUGUAGCACUCACUGGUAUGGGAUUUGCCAUGUAUAAAAUACUCAGAGCAUUAAGAUGAGGACUCUUGUUACUAGGAUUUUAGCACAAAUAUACCGUGUGAUCAAGAGAAAAUGGACUCUCAAGCAUUGUUGAAGUGAAGACCUGCCGUAUCAAAGAUUACCUGCACAACCCUCCAAGUUUUCUUGUUUAGGUUUCAAGCUUUUCUUCUCGGUACAGAAACUGUUGAUGACUUCACAGUAUUUGUUUGAUUUCGUGUCAAGUAUUUAUCAUCUAGCAAGGAAGAGCGAGGAGAGUCUUUGUUAACCUUAUGUGAUGUCGUUCUGUGUUAUCUUGACAAGAUGUGAUGUCGUUGCUAAGAUCAGGGUUUGUGAGAAGUACUACCAAUAUCGACGUCACGGUCAUGUUGAGGGUAUACCUGUAUACAUGUAACCUGCCGCCGGUGACAGGCAGGCGUCAAUGGGAUCGUGUGUUGAGGCUGAGUGUGGCAGCUGGGACGACUCAAGCCUGACAGUGGAGGUAUCGACUCCCCACCCUCACCAUGAACCUAUAGGAACUCAUCAGCAAUCAGUGUUUUUGUUAUAACUUACCAACAACUAUUGGGUAGGUUACGGUAUAUCCAGGCUCUUCUGUUACAGGGUGUACUCACACAUGAAGCUUGUACGUUCUGUGUUCCUGUGUUCGUUCCCAUGUUCCCAACAGCGGCUACACAUGCCCAAACAUUUCUGAACAAUCACACAGCUUGUUGAAUCUACAACAUACUUUUUGUGUAGUUUUAUAAUUAUUGCAACUAUUGUUGACUUGUCUUAUGUUUGCUACAUGAAUAAGUUUGUAUUUUGGUGUGUUUAGUACUUGCUUGUAUAAAUGUCUUCAAGCAAUAAUCAGUCCCAGGCAAGCUUCUACAAGUCUGUCCACUGGGGCAGAUCUAUUACUUUUAGAAGCUCCAUGUGUUUGACGAGGCCACCACCACCAAAGACCGCUCUGCGGUCAGAUUACAUACCUUGUGUAACAUUCCUUAAAAGUACCUGAUACAACAUACAAACUUGCGAAGCUACAUUCUUCUAUAAAUGGUUAUGACUAGAUACUAAAUAAUAUCUUAAGUUGCUGCAUAGGACUGACCUGAUUGAUGAUUGGGGAUGGGGAAGCGGAUUUAAAAAAGAAAAUGUUCCCAAUUAUAUUGGGAAAAAAUAAUUUGGCUAAAAAAGAUUAUUGUUCACCGGACAUGUGUUUUGGACCCAAAUCAUAGAAUCUUAGCUCCUCUUUUGAGAGAGAAAAAUAGUAAUAAAAUUAGACUCAACCAAAAGAAAACAAAAGUUUUCCAUUCAUUUUCCUACAAUGAAAAACUGUUUUGUGUGUACAAGUAUGUUUUUUGUAUCAAUAUCUGACCUCACAUGGUAUCGCAUUGAUCGAAUUGUUUCAGCCCUCUUUGUUUGUCAAUGGUCGAACAUCUUCAGGUUUUCUUCAGUGUAUGCAAUAUGUCAGGUUUUUACCUGACUUGUAUGGUGCUUACUCCAUGAACAAGAUUUAAAGAACAGGUAAUGAGACAUGUAGUCACAUGUUUUGUGAUAAUUGUAUCAGUUGGGUCAUUGUCAUCACAGGUACCACAGUAGUGUACCCCGGGUACCUUUCUGUAUGUCAACUGUACCAAGGUAUCUUACUGUAUGUUCCAAUGUAACCUAGAGAGGCAAUAUUUACGGCGUUGAAGUUUGGGUGAAAAGGUAAAUUGCACACUGCCGUAUUUUGCACACGUGAUGUGACAGCCAAGCUGGACCAGUGUCAUGAGUUGUAGUAAUACAGAGCUGUACAUGUAUAGCCAUGCUGGAUAACAUUUGUGUACACAGGAAAGUACCUAGGGUGCAUUUGUUUAUGCAGGAAGUAGGGCUGGGACGAUUCGAUACGUAUCACGAGACCUUGCUCACGAUCCGAUACAUAUCGCGAUACUUGCAUGUGCACUUAUCUGUGGUACGUCAUAGACAGGAUUGCCAAAUACCUGGCACACUAAUGAUUAACAGUUGGGAGUGUCAGGUAUGGCGCAAUGGAUGAAAAUAUUUACGUUUUCACUACUCAUUUUCACUAGUAAUCACUGGUAGUGUUUGCUGUAA
Molecule: messenger RNA, 4257 nt
Organism: Haliotis rufescens (red abalone)
Lineage: Eukaryota; Metazoa; Mollusca; Gastropoda; Lepetellida; Haliotidae
Product: mitochondrial Rho GTPase 1-like
Exons: 21
Coding region: 291-2216 (641 amino acids)
Biological process (GO): small GTPase-mediated signal transduction; mitochondrion organization; regulation of mitochondrion organization
Cellular component (GO): mitochondrial outer membrane
Molecular function (GO): GTP binding; calcium ion binding; GTPase activity
Source: RefSeq, a predicted model, not a curated record